Durusdinium trenchii is the source of this 867-nucleotide messenger RNA. The record is from the annotation of a GenBank genome assembly. Lineage: Eukaryota; Dinophyceae; Suessiales; Symbiodiniaceae.
AUGAUUGGGAGUGGGCGCAUAUCAGUGGCGACAGCUGCAGACAUAUCCAGGGCAAAUACUGCAGACACUGGAGAUGCCGCACCUGCUGCGAUCCAGGCUCUAGCUAGUUUGGGGGCUGGAGGCACCCAGCUUCAAAAUCAGGAACGAGAUCUCCACCGAUGGGUUCCGAACGAAGAGGCCACAUCGGAACAAAUGAUUCCAGUUCUCCUGCCUCAUGAGAUUUUUCAUGCCAUUGCAAUGGCUGGGAGUCGGCAGGUGAAAACGGCUACUCAUAAGCUGGUGGCAGAAGUGAUCUCUUGGUCCAUGAAAAUUGCAUUGGAAGGGAUCGGCCCAGCGGUCGGUUUCCGAGGGGAGAAACUGGUGGGAAACAGGUGCUCGUGGGCUGGAAAGCGUCUGGCUGAUGGUUGGCACUUUGCUUAUUUCGGUUUCAAGGCCGAUGCAAAAGCUCGGAAAGAGUGCCACUUUUUCGAGAGAUCCUACCAGUGCAACAAAAUCUGUGAGGAAUGCCUGGCGGAAAGGUCAAACAAACACGGUGACCCUUUGAUGCUGUUCAAAAACUUUUUCGAUGGGGCUGCUUAUUGGAUGACCUUGCUUUCCCACAGCGACUACGUGCGUUCGAGCACCACUCCCAGCCCAUGGCUGGCCAUGCCGGGUUUUCACUUCAAGACAGCCUUCAGGGAUCCGAUGCACACUAUUUACUUGGGGACUGCAAAGGAGAUGCUGGAGGACAUUAAUUUGCGACUCAUUGCCAUGAGCCUCUGGAGUCUGCAAGAGGCACUUCACAUUCUGGACCACUCUGGAUUGAUUGUGCUCAAGGAAGAUGCUGAGGUUGGGGUUUGUGAAAAUACUCAGUUCACAGUUCGCUGA